Molecule: messenger RNA, 1182 nt
Organism: Impatiens glandulifera
Lineage: Eukaryota; Viridiplantae; Streptophyta; Magnoliopsida; Ericales; Balsaminaceae
Product: ring-infected erythrocyte surface antigen-like
Exons: 8
Coding region: 1-1182 (393 amino acids)
Source: RefSeq, a predicted model, not a curated record
AUGAGAAAGAGAAGACAAAUUACUCACCCUAGUACCUAUCAUUCCAUUCCUGCCAAACAUUCCACGAGGAGAAUAACUCGCAUCCUUACCCCUAGUCCUAGAAGCUCUUAUUCUGUCGAGAGCGCCACCAGUACUCAAGCAGAUGAUGAUAGCUCUCAAAUGACUCAAGCAUCAACAGAUCCCAAUGAUGAUGGCCCUCAAAUGACUCCAACAUCAACAACUCUCCAAGAUGGAUUUUGGCAUAUUAUCAACCAUACUAGAGGAGGAAUAGAACAGGAGAAUGUUAAAGUGAAGGAGGAAGAUAAUAAUGAGAUUGAGGAGGAAGAUGUAGAUGUGCUUGUGGAAAAGAAAAGGAAAAAGAAGAACGACAAGAAGAAGGUGGUGGAGAUCUUGGAUGUGGUUGUGGAGAAGAAGAAGAACGACAAGAAGAAGGUGGUGGAGAUCUUGGAUGUGGUGGUGGAGAAGGAUGAGAAAAACAAAGAGAAGAUUGAGGAAGAGAAGGAUGAGUAUGUGGAGAAGGUGAAUGAGGAAGUCAAAAAUGAGGAUGUGGAAAAGGUGAAUGAGAAAGACAAUGAUGAGGAUCUGGUGAAUGAGGAAUAUUUGGAGAAUGUGAAUUUGUUGAUUGAGGAUCUGGUGAAUGAGAUAGUUGAGGAAGAUGUGAUGAAUGAGAAGACUGAGAAAUUGAAUGAGAAGAUUGAGGAUUUGGUGGAUAAAGUGAAUGAGAUGGUGGAGGAAGAUGUGAUGAAUGGUGAGAAUAUUGAGAAGGUUGAGGAUGUGGUGGGAAAAAAUAUGAUGAAUAAUGAGAAGAUUGAGAUUGAGGAUGUGGAGGAGGAUGUGCAGAAGUUGAAUGAUGUGGUGGAUAAGGUGGAGGAGGAUGUGAUGAAUGAGAAGGAAGAGUUUAAUGAGAAAAUUGAGGAUGUGGAGAAUCUGGAGGAUUUGCAGAAGUUGAAUGAUGUGGUGGAUAAGGAGUUGAAUGAUGUGGUGGAUAAGGUGAAUGAGAAGAUUGAGGAUGUGAAGAAUGUGGAGAAGGUGAAUGAGAAAGAUGUGGUCCUCAAGGAUGAUGAUGUGUUUGUGGACAAAAAGAUACAGAAGAAGAAGGUGCAGAAGAAUGUGGAGAAGAAGGAAGACAAGGAGGAGGAGGAUGUGUUUGUGGAGAAGGUGGAGAAGGUGGAGAAAAGGUAG